Melopsittacus undulatus (budgerigar) is the source of this 1327-nucleotide messenger RNA. Its product is annotated as C-C chemokine receptor type 5-like. Lineage: Eukaryota; Metazoa; Chordata; Aves; Psittaciformes; Psittaculidae. The record is from RefSeq and is a predicted model, not a curated record. Gene Ontology annotation, cellular component: membrane; external side of plasma membrane. Gene Ontology annotation, molecular function: C-C chemokine receptor activity; C-C chemokine binding. Gene Ontology annotation, biological process: positive regulation of cytosolic calcium ion concentration; cell chemotaxis; inflammatory response. The transcript is spliced from 2 exons. Bases 77 to 1147 code for a protein of 356 amino acids.
CAAGGCAGUUUAGCGUUCUUCUUGAUGUAAUAACCCAAGCCAUCACUCGCACCAUAAGGUACAUGACCAGUGCACCAUGGAAAACCACACCACAGAUUUAGGCAACUGGGAACUGACAACAGGAUAUGACUAUGGUGAUUCAACACCAUGCACGGGAAUUGAGGAAAAGCACUUAGCAGCAAAUCUUCUGCCACCACUCUAUUCUUUGGUGGUGAUAUUUGGCUUCACAGGCAACAUGCUUGUUGUCCUCAUCCUGGUAAAAUACAAGAGAUUGAGGAGCAUGACUGACAUCUACCUGCUCAAUUUGGCAAUUUCUGAUCUGCUCUUUGUGUUUUCUCUCCCUUUCUGGGCUUAUUAUGCUGUUCACGACUGGAUUUUUGGGGAGGCACUGUGCAGAAUUCUCUCUGGCGUCUACCUGCUUGGCUUCUACAGUGGGAUCUUCUUCAUAAUCCUGUUGACCCUAGACAGGUACCUGGCCAUAGUGCACGCAGUGUUUGCUCUGAAAGCCAGAACAGUCACCUACGGCAUCCUCACCAGCAUGGUCACUUGGGCUGUUGCACUGUUUGCUUCUGUUCCUGGCGUGGUAUUCCACACAACUCAAAGGGAAAAUGCACGUUACACUUGCAGUGCUCACUAUCCAUCAGAGCAGAGAGAAGUAUGGAAGCAAUUCCUGACCUUAAAAAUGAACAUCGUGGGACUGGUUAUCCCAAUGUUCAUUAUGAUCUGCGGCUACAUGCAAAUUAUAAAGACAUUACUGCAAUGUAGGAAUGAGAAGAAACAUAAAGCAGUCAGGCUGAUCUUUAUCAUCAUGAUUGUCUACUUUGUGUUCUGGGCACCGUACAACAUCUGCAUUUUCUUGCGUGAUUUUCAAGGUACCCUUUUCAUCAACACUUGUCAAGGCAGUGGUCAACUGCACAAAGCAAUCCAGGUGACGGAAACACUCUCCAUGAUCCAUUGCUGUAUCAACCCUGUCAUUUAUGCCUUUGCUGGAGAGAAAUUUAGGAAGUACCUCCAUAGCUUUUUCCGAAAGCAGUUUGCAUUCCACUUCUCUAAAUUCUGUCCUGUUUUCUAUGUUGACACAGCUGAACGGGCCAGCUCCAGCUAUACACAGUCUACUGGGGAACAAGAAGUUUCUGCUGCCUUGUAAGCUGUGCCCAGCAAAAAGGUGGAAUUGACUAGUGUGGAAUUAAGCCUGUGAUGGAAACCUGCAGAAUCUGUCCUGGAUGUUGGCUCCAAGGCAGCUGCAAAAGACCACAGAAUGCAUGUUUACCAAAGCUUGGUUUUGCUCAUGUGUUUGGGGUUUUGUACAUAAAUGGCUUUAAACUGA